AUGGUUUUCUCUCGCACUUGUUUUGGCAAACUAUCCCCUUUUUUAGGGUUUUGGAAUUUUCUUCGGACAUGGGCAAGUGUUCAGCGAUGGAGGCAGCGGGCUUUUGGAGACGGGCACACCGAGUGGCAUGAUGGUAUCCAAAAGGCGACGACUUGGCCUUGCAGCUCUCACAUCAUCGCGAUUUCUGGUCGUUGAUGGAGGAAUUGGUGGUUCCACUGGUAGACCAGGUGUUCAGAUUGGGCAUGUGACUGGGACGGAUAUAAUGAUGGGCAACGGGCGUGUGGAAUUUGGGCCUGCGCAAGUGGACCAUUUCUUGGUAGCAACUUUGGACAGCAGACUAUUUGCUGUGGCCUUUCUGGACCCAACAAGAAACCAGAUGGCUUCAAUGCGAGAUAAGCAGCGAGGAGCCCCCCAGUGGCUCUCAUCUAUUCGAUAUCGUUUACAGCUGAUGGUGGAUGAACUGCGAUCACAAUUGGGAGCUCUAUUCGAAGCUGGUGGGGGGGCAGCUUCAUCGAACCUGCCGUUCCAGGAAGGGAUGACGAACAUGUUGCAGGUCAUCGGGGAGUUGGAGGAUGGUCCCAUAGAUGGUUAUCAGGAGGAGACUCUGAAGCGGUGCUGCUAUGACAUCUUCGAGGAGGGGCAGGAUGUGUACGCAGCGCUGGAGGAGGAGUGGUACCUGCACUUAGAGACGGAAGAUGAGGAUAACGCUGACGCGAGCAUCAUCACCUGUGACGAGCUUCAGGAGGGCCGAGCUUGUGUGGAUGACGUCCUUGCUAUUGACAAACACGUCAACAACAACAACCAAAGCGUGCAGGCCUGUGGAUCAAACAUGGGGUUCGUGAACACGGGGGCGCGCGGCAAUAGCGGCAACAACAUUGACAACAACACCACCACCAACGGCAACCACGAAGCAGAGAUCGUGGGCGCCUGCAACACCGCAACACCGCAACUGUUGCGCAUGACACAGAUAUAAGCGUGGAAAUUGUGAGUUCGUGCACGCCAGAUUGCAAUAACAAUGAUAACAACAACAGCAACAACAAAAAUAACAACAAUGA
Molecule: messenger RNA, 1055 nt
Organism: Chara braunii
Lineage: Eukaryota; Viridiplantae; Streptophyta; Charophyceae; Charales; Characeae
Source: the annotation of a GenBank genome assembly